Molecule: messenger RNA, 3563 nt
Organism: Seriola dumerili (greater amberjack)
Lineage: Eukaryota; Metazoa; Chordata; Actinopteri; Carangiformes; Carangidae
Gene: pdgfba
Exons: 7
Coding region: 832-2529 (565 amino acids)
Biological process (GO): positive regulation of phosphatidylinositol 3-kinase/protein kinase B signal transduction; platelet-derived growth factor receptor signaling pathway; positive regulation of cell migration
Cellular component (GO): membrane
Molecular function (GO): platelet-derived growth factor receptor binding; growth factor activity
Source: RefSeq, a predicted model, not a curated record
GCAACCAGAGAGGAGAAGCGCGAGGGGCGAGAAGAACAUGAUCCUGCGGCGCCGGUGAAAGGAGCAACACUGGAAGAUUGAACAGAGACACGGAGAGGCAAAGUGUCAGGGAACCGCUAUCGCAGAGAGAGACGCUUAGAUUAGACAGAUGCAAUCUGCAGUCAAGUGAAUCGCGCUGGGAUGAGAAUAAUCUGACUUUUGCAGCGGAGCUGUCCAGAGAAUUACGCACGAAGCGCUAUUCCAAGGUGACCAACUUUUACGCACGGUGCUCUGGAGUUGUGGGUUUUUGCUUAUGACCAGAAUGUUGCAUUCAUUUUACAUUUAACCCAGAUUUUGGGAGCGGGAGCUCGUUAUCUGAUAUUUUUGAAACUGGAGUCUUGACAGGAAAGUGGACGCAUCGAGCACUUGUUAACGACUCAUUUUUAGAAAUCACACAUUUGGAGACAUUUUUUGGAUUCACAGCGGGGGCUCACUGGGACUCACUCUUACGCUGCAGACUGAUAUAUUGGGAAUUGUGCUGCUGUAGCCUUCGUCAAUCAUAGCACCCUGCAUUACGCACCUGUCCCACAGCACCCUACACGUCUCCGUUUGUGAGUUUUCAAAACAGCGGUAUGGACAGAGUCAGACGUCUAGCCUGCGUGUGAGUCACCGUGAGCAAACAUUUGGACAAGCGGCGCUUGCAGGCAGUGACACAUUUUGGGGGAUAUUUAACAGCGCGUGCCUCGCACAAGCACACGACACCGGGACGAGGCUCGGUGCUGCCGGGGGAUUGGACGCCGAGGUGCUAAAUGCCCAGCCGGUCGCUUGCGGCUCCUCAGGCUGGGCGGCAACAUGAGGUCCUGGGUCCUGCUGCUGCUGCUGGCUGCGCUCUCAGCGGCCCGUCUGCGGCUCGGCAGCGCUGAGAGCGACCCUCUCCCUCCGUCGCUGGUCGACCUGGUGAGGAACUCUCCCAUCUCCUCUGUGGACGACCUGAAGCUGCUGCUGCAGCAGGAGACCAAUGCAAUAGAUGAGGAAGAAGAUGAGCAUGAUAUUCUCACAAACCACACCCAUGGCCGAUACACUAGAAGUCUUGUGGAGGCGCAGCCGGCCCAGCAGGCGGCCUGUAAAGUUCGGACGGAGGUGAUGGAGGUGACGAGGUCCAUGCUGGACCGCCGCAACGCCAACUUCAUGCUGUGGCCGCCCUGCGUGGAGGUGCAGAGGUGUUCGGGCUGCUGCAACACGAGGCUCCUGCAGUGCGUCCCCACCGUCACCUCCAGCAGAUACCUGCAGGUGAUAAAGAUCCAGUACAUCAACAGGAAAGCCCGCUACGACAAAGCCAUCAUCUCAGUGGAAGAUCACGUCAGCUGCAGGUGCCAAGCCGCCACGUCUUCCUCGUCCUCUUCAUCUUCUUCCUCCCCAUCACUUCCCAUCACGCACUCUUCCAUUCAGAGCAACCCCAACCCCCCUGCACCUCCGCCACAGCAGCCUCCCCCAUCCUCCCACCAUCCCCUGCCCCUUCCCCGAUCCGUUCACCCAGCCCCGCCCAAGACUCACGCCUCCAAGGCCGACCUCCAUCGCCACGAUGACCUGAAGCACAACCAGCAGCACUACAGUCCUGAGGAGCGUGAGCCGGUGGCAAGGCAGUGGCAGCAGGGCAGCUACACCCAGCUGGUGCACUGGACACAGCCCAGGGUGCACCAGCCGAUCAUCGGGGUGCUCGGGUCCGUCAGCAGCAGGCCGUCGGAGGCAAGGGCGGAGCACAGUGUCAUGGGAAGUACGCAGCAGGUCGGGCACGGGAGCGGGUAUGACGGGAGCAGGGAGGAAGGCAGCGUGCACGUAGCGCACAGUGGCGGUGAAGCGCAUCAUCCCGAUCACACACAGAGGCAGCAGCAGGUGCUGCAGCAUCAGCAGAGACAGCAGUAUCAGCAGCAAUAUCAUCACCAGCCGCAUUAUCCACAGCAGUUCAACCACGGAGGGGUGGAGGACCAAGAGCUGGGGGCGCAGUAUCGACUCAACGCCCCCCAGUCGGACGGCGCCUCCCCACCCGUCAGCCCAACCCAGCCAUCCAUAUUAGAACAAAACCCCACCCCUCCUCUAACCACCAACCAGAAAGACUCAGUGACCAGCCAAAAGAAUACAGAGGUCACAAGUCACAAACAGACUGAGGCUGAAACAGUCAGUCAGAAAGAAGGGAACGAGAGGGAGGACAGUGGGUCAGCCAGUAGCGGGGACUUGGCUGGUGCGAAGCUGGCCAAUCAGGGGAAGGAAAAAGACUCUAAUGUGACCAGAGGAGAUGGUCAUUUGACAGAGGAGGAGAGGAGGCAGAAACUACUGGAGAUGGUACAGAGGGAACCGGAUAGACAGACUCCUCUUCAUCCUCAUCAUCCACAGCAAAGACCAAAGCCCACCGCAUUUAAAACAGCCCUCUAUACCGUGGCUCCCAUCUCCGCCUCUGCACGUCAGGCCCCGUUCCGUCCGGCCUCGCCUCGGCGCAGGAGGAAACACCGCAAACGCAUCAGCAAAGCAGCCAUCAGAGCCAUGAUCAUGUAGAGCUGCAGGUAAUGGUAAAGCAAAACCAAAAGCUUUUGGCCAGACACGUUGCUCCAAAGGCACACAGAGGAGGAGGACGAGGAGCAUGGGAUUCUUGAAUGUGGGACAGCUGACUCAGUGGACGGACGCUGAGGAACCAACGGAGGUGACGGACACUGCUGCUGUUUUUCGAUGGACAGCGUCAGAGAAAGUUACCUUUCCUGCUCCAGAGCUGCCGCAGAGCGUCCAGCUUCGUGGAUUUGACAGAAGUGCAAUCUUAUGAACUCCUUGGACUGGAAGAUAUUUGUCACACUAAACACUGGAUUUCAUUCGUGUGAACCCUAAAUCCCAUUAACGUGGAUCUAUGGAAACUCAUCAGAUGCCUAAAGCUAGACUGGCGGUCUGUUCUUGCAGUUGGCAGCCAUUGAUUGGCUGCUUGUACACUUUGGACGUCCAGCUCAACUACUGAUUGGUGAACCUGACUAUGACUUGGACUAAGAAUGAAGUCAUUAUUUGGGGUUGAAUGUGGAGCUCAAGUUGAAACUGGAGACGUGGAGAACUGGAUUUCUACACUGGGACGAUAACUGGAAACUGGAGUGCGCAGCUCAGGCCUCAAUGCCAAACAUUACUGUUAUCUUACAAUGUCUGAAUCUAACUUUAUCUAACACUGGAGUAGCCAUACACUGAUCAUACCACACUGACUUUAGAGAAGUGCUCUGCCGUGUACUGUAGCUUGAUGUACUGGAAAAUAUCGAUAACCUGCUCAUUUUGUACUACUGCCAGAUCAAAAUGGAAUAACAACCAAAUGCCUGCCUAGAUAACAUGCUAUGAAUAUCCACAUUAAAGCAAGUCUUAAAGACCUGGCUUCUAGAGAUUGCUGUGAGCCAGUUAUUAGCCAACACUGUAUGUAUAAAUGCUUUUAGAAAAUGAUAUCUGGGGGAAAAAGAAAAACUAUUUCUUAACUUAUUUAAAAAAAAAAAAAAGGAGGAUAUGAAAUCCUCCCACUCUCAAGUGUAAUUAUUGUUGCAAACAUUUCAGAUUAUUAUUAUUGGUUG